Messenger RNA from Striga hermonthica, 2025 nucleotides. The record is from the annotation of a GenBank genome assembly. Lineage: Eukaryota; Viridiplantae; Streptophyta; Magnoliopsida; Lamiales; Orobanchaceae.
AUGUCUAUGUUUACGCCCAAGAACAUCCUCAUUACCGGUGCAGCUGGAUUCAUAGCUUCCCAUGUUGCAAACAGGCUUAUUAGAAACUACCCUGAGUACAAGAUUGUUGUGCUAGACAAACUUGAUUACUGUUCCAACCUGAAAAACCUCCUUCCUUCAAAAUCAUCUCCCAACUUCAAGUUUGUCAAGGGAGACAUAGGCAGCGCUGACCUUGUCAAUUACCUUCUAAUCGCUGAGAAUAUUGAUACUAUCAUGCACUUUGCAGCCCAGACCCAUGUUGACAACUCGUUUGGAAACAGUUUUGAAUUCACCAAGAACAACAUUUAUGGCACCCAUGUUCUCUUGGAGGCCUGCAAAGUUACCGGCCAGAUUCGAAGGUUUAUACACGUCAGCACUGACGAGGUUUAUGGAGAAACUGACGAGGAUGCUGUUGUGGGGAAUCACGAGGCCUCGCAGUUACUGCCCACAAAUCCUUACUCAGCCACGAAAGCAGGGGCCGAAAUGCUUGUCAUGGCUUAUGGUAGAUCAUAUGGGUUGCCUGUGAUUACCACCAGAGGGAACAAUGUUUAUGGCCCUAAUCAAUUUCCGGAGAAAUUAAUUCCGAAAUUCAUUCUUUUGGCCAUGAGGGGAAAAACUCUUCCGAUUCAUGGAGACGGCUCGAAUGUGAGGAGUUACCUCUACUGUGAGGAUGUUGCUGAGGCUUUCGAAGUCAUCCUUCACAAGGGAGAAGUUGGUCAUGUUUACAACAUUGGGACUAAAAGGGAAAGGAGAGUCAUCGAUGUAGCCAAAGACAUAUGCAAGCUGUUUAACAUGGACCCCGACAAGAGCAUCCAGUUUGUUGAGAACAGGCCGUUUAACGAUCAGAGGUAUUUCCUUGAUGACCAAAAACUCCAUAAUUUGGGCUGGUCAGAGAGGACUGUAUGGGAAGAAGGUUUAAAAAAGACCAUCGAGUGGUACACGAGCAAUCCCGAUUGGUGGGGAGAUGUCUCUGGUGCAUUGCUCCCUCAUCCUAGGAUGCUCAUGAUGCCCGGUGGACUUGAGAGAAAUUUUGAUGGGGCCGAAAAGUAUGAAUCUGGUAAAUCCGAGUUUGAUGGGAAAUCAAAUCAGAAAAAUUUGUUGGUGCCGGCCGCCAAAAACAGCCCAUCACAAGAAAAACCAGGCCUGAAAUUUUUGAUCUAUGGUAAGACUGGGUGGAUUGGUGGUUUGCUUGGAAAGUUGUGUGAGAAACAGGGGAUUGCUUAUGAAUACGGAAAGGGGCGACUCGAGAAUCGCUCUCAGCUCGUGGCCGAUAUUCUUUCUGCUAAGCCGACACACGUGUUUAAUGCUGCUGGUGUAACUGGUCGACCCAAUGUCGACUGGUGCGAAUCUCACAAGACUGAAACAAUUCGUGCGAAUGUGGCGGGUACACUGACCUUGGCUGACGUGUGCCGGGAAAAUGGGCUCCUCGUGAUGAAUUUUGCCACCGGUUGCAUAUUUGAGUAUGAUGCAGCACACCCUGAAGGUUCUGGCAUUGGAUUUAAGGAGGAGGACAAGCCCAAUUUUACUGGCUCUUUCUAUUCCAAGACCAAGGCCAUGGUUGAGGAGCUAUUGAGAGAAUAUGACAAUGUGUGCACUCUCAGAGUUCGUAUGCCGAUAUCCUCAGACCUGAAUAACCCACGCAAUUUCAUUACCAAAAUUUCAAGGUACAGCAAGGUGGUCAAUAUCCCCAACAGCAUGACAAUCUUGGACGAGCUCCUUCCGAUUUCGGUCGAGAUGGCCAAACGCAACCUUAGUGGCAUAUGGAACUUCACGAACCCUGGCGUUGUCAGCCACAACGAGAUUCUUGAGAUGUACAAGAAAUAUAUCGAGCCAGAUUUCAAAUGGACCAAUUUCACUCUUGAAGAGCAGGCCAAGGUCAUAGUAGCCCCGAGGAGCAAUAACGAGAUGGAUGCCUCUAAGUUGAAGAAAGAGUUUCCCGAGUUACUACCGAUCAAGGAGUCGUUCAUCAAGUAUGUGUUCGAACCCAACAGAAAAACCGCUGCAUAA